Molecule: messenger RNA, 1242 nt
Organism: Coffea arabica (coffee)
Lineage: Eukaryota; Viridiplantae; Streptophyta; Magnoliopsida; Gentianales; Rubiaceae
Source: RefSeq, a predicted model, not a curated record
AUGUCAGAUCCUUUUAGGACAGUGGAUAUCCACAUGCACUAUGGUGGGCGGUUUAUACAUCAUCCCAAUAUUAGGUAUACAAGUGAUUUAGUGAGAGUGUUUCACAAUUGCGACCCUGAUGAGUUAUCAACAUUUUCAUUAUUCAACCUGUACUCCAAAAUUGAAAAAGAAGCGGCAUGUGCAAAAUUUUGGUAUUCCAUUCCAGACCAUGAUGUGGAUGUAGGUGUUAUCCCAAUAAAUGAUGACGUGGACAUAGAAUUGUUGACUACCUGUUAUGAAGGGCUUCCUUAUAUGCAUAUAUAUGUAGAGUCAGGUCAGAGGCCUCUCAAAAUUAUCUCACCAGAUGGUAAGCUCUUAUUCGAAAGAGUGACGAAUGAUGGUCCACUUGCUUUACCGUACAAUGAAGGUUCUUCAGAGAUAAAUUCAGAUCUGACUAGAAAAGGUGCUGGAGCUUCACAAAAUCCUGUUGAUCUGACUGGUUUUGAACCAUAUAUUGGUGAUACAAGAGGGCAAGAAAAUAAUUUAGAUGGCCCAACUGCUGUAGAAACUAAUGAUGGCACACAAAAUCCCUUCGAACCAACUAAGAAAAACAGAAGAAAGGGUGGUAAAACUCCAUCGAGGAAGAGACAAACUGUGGUGCAACCUGUGAAGAGAGCAGCUAGAAAAACUGUCAGAAAAUUAUUUCAGCAAACAACCAGAAUAGAUGCUGUCGACAGCCAGCAAGAGGUUUCUUCAGUGAACCAAAGUAAAGAAGAAUGUGAAAAUCAAUGUAACUUUGACAGAACCUCUGUUCAGACAAAUCAAGUCAACAAUGAACAAUAUUGUGACUUUGACAGAACCUCUGUUGAGAAGAAUCAAGUCAACAAUGAACAGCAGCACCACAGUGAUGGAAAUGAAGAACCUGAUCCGUCUUGGUUGAGAGAGGGCCUAGAAUUUGCAGAAGAUGAGGACAUCUUUGCAACUGCUGGUUCAACUGUACCUCAAACAAAUCAGCAAAUUGGUGACUUGAAUGAGCAGCAGCAACAACAUCAGCAACCACAAGGUGAGGAGUCCACAGCACAGCAUCAACAAACUGAAGACUUGAAUAAGCAGCAGCAACAACAUGAGGAAGCACAAGGUGAGGAGUCCACAGCACAGCAUCAGCAUGGAGGAGACCAACCUAUUGGCCCUGACAGUGAGGAAUGGAAUGAGCCUGUGACUGCAGAUGAAGACUUCCUAUAUUCUGGUGAUGAAUGGGCCUGA